Messenger RNA from Sciurus carolinensis (gray squirrel), 2240 nucleotides. It is a transcript of the gene Hrh4, whose product is annotated as histamine receptor H4. Bases 43 to 1233 code for a protein of 396 amino acids. NCBI's taxonomy places the organism in Eukaryota, Metazoa, Chordata, Mammalia, Rodentia, Sciuridae. Gene Ontology annotation, cellular component: membrane; dendrite; synapse. The record is from RefSeq and is a predicted model, not a curated record. The transcript has 3 exons. Gene Ontology annotation, biological process: G protein-coupled receptor signaling pathway, coupled to cyclic nucleotide second messenger; inflammatory response; adenylate cyclase-activating adrenergic receptor signaling pathway. Gene Ontology annotation, molecular function: histamine receptor activity; G protein-coupled acetylcholine receptor activity; G protein-coupled serotonin receptor activity.
GUCUGACUUAAUUUGCUAUAUUGGUCUUCUUCAUCAUUUGAUAUGAUGUCAAAUGCUAAUAGUACAAGUAGCUCACUAUCAAGUUAUGAAAUUACUUUAGCAUUUUUAAUGUCUUUACUAGCUUUGGCUAUAAUGCUAGGAAAUGCUGUGGUUAUUUUAGCUUUUGUGGUGGAUAAAAACCUUAGACAUCGAAGUAAUUAUUUUUUUCUUAACUUGGCCAUUUCUGAUUUCUUCGUAGGUGUGAUCUCCAUUCCUCUGUACAUCCCUCACACACUCUUUGGUUGGAAUUUUGCAAAUGCAAUCUGUGUAUUUUGGCUCAUCAUUGACCAUCUUUUGUGUACAGCAUCUGUGUAUAACAUUGUCCUCAUCAGCUAUGAUCGAUACCAGUCAGUCUCGAAUGCCGUGUCUUACAGAGCUCAACAUACUGGGAUCUUGAAGAUUGUCACUCAGAUGGUGGUCGUUUGGGUGCUGGCCUUCUUGGUAAAUGGGCCACUGAUUCUGGUUUCAGAGUCUUGGAAGAAUACUACUUGGAAUAAUAAUAAUAAUAAGGAAUGUGAACCUGGGUUUUUUUUGAAAUGGCAUAUCCCCCUCAUCACUUCAUUCUUGGAAUUCCUGGUCCCAGUCAUCUUAGUUGCUUAUUUCAAUGUGCAUAUUUACUGGAGCCUUUGGAAGCGGGGUAAUCUUGGUAGGUGCCUCAGCCAUCCUGGACCCAACUCUGUCUCUUCCAGAGACUCUGGGCACUCAAUCAGACGUGGAUUAUUUUCAAGGACACCUCUUCCUGCACUGCAGGAAGCAGCAACAUCCCGUGGUUCAGAGAGACAAGGAAGAAAGAGCAAUCUCUUCUUUUUCUUCAGAACCCAUGUGAACAGCAAUACAGUUGCUCCCGAAGCCAGUUCCCUCUCCCACUCUGAUUCUGUAUCUCUUCACCAAAGAGAACAUAUCGAGCUGCUCAGAGCCAGGAAAUUAGCCAAGUCACUGGCCAUUCUCUUAGGUGUUUUUGCCGUUUGCUGGGCUCCAUAUUCUCUGUUCACAAUCGUUCUUUCGAUGUACAAACCAGAGCAGCGUCCUGAAUCAGAUUGGUACAGAAUUGCAUUUUGGCUUCAGUGGAUCAACUCCUGUGUUAAUCCCUUUUUGUAUCCAUUGUGUCACAAGCAUUUUCAGAAGGCUUUCUUAAAGAUCUUUUGUAUGAAAAAGCAACCCAUACCCUCACAAAAUCGGUCGAUAUCCUCUUGAUGAUAGUGUUCUCAUUUCUGUAAAUUUUAGUCUUAAUCUCACCAUAUUGCUCAUUCUACUCUACCAAAAUAAUCCAUAAAACAAUAACACUUGAAAACUUAAAAAAGAUCUGAACUUGGAGGCCAAGGGAACAUUAGCCUGUAAAUAACAACCUAAUGAUGAAUUGAUAGCAUAUUUUUGUAAACUCAUAGCCACCAUGUACUAUUUUUCUUAGUCAACACCUCUUUCUUGUUUCGUAGAUCUUGACACAACCUUGAUUGUAAAGUCCAGAGUCUCUCUUUUCUUUUUAUGUUGAGUACAGUACUUGUUAACAGUAGUAAGUUAAUUUCUCUCUCUUUUUUAAAAUUUGAUAGCAAAAGAAAUGUAUCCAGUUUGAAAGUCAUUCCCUGAAGUAUGCAAUAGAAUCAGGAGCCUCAUUUGGGGGUAGGUAGCUCUGUUAUCAUCAGUGGACAGGUGUGUUUGGGUUUGAGUUGACAAGAACAGGGAUGCUGGAGUGAGCCCAGGUGAGCUCAUGUAUAUGUCCAGAGUUUGUGUCCCUGAUCCCAGGAAGGAAGAAGGUGUGGUAUGGUAGAGGAAGGCCCUGUCAAUCACAGGAGAAGAGGACAAGGGAUAGGUAGCAGUUUGUCCUAUUUCUUACCGCUCUCUUCUUCCAACUUCCAUACAAGCUACAAUUCUUUGUGUGAAAAUACCAGAAAAAGAGGACAGGUAAGGGGUGGUGUAAGGACUAUAUGAUCAUUGACCGAGCAGGUGUCAAUGGUUAUUUCUCAAAUAUUGUUGUAUGUAUUUAAUGUCUUUACUCAUUUGCCCAAUAUUGUAUAUUGCAGUGCCUGAUGGUAUUCCUUUAUAAUGUAGUUGAUGCAGGUUAUACUCUACUGAGAAUUCACAUUGUAUUAGUUUGGUGAUGUUUUGUUCUUUCGUUCCUUUUAAUUGUUCUCUGUUUUUCAAUGUCAUAAAAUAUUAUUUUUCUCAGAGUUAAUUUCAUCUCACCUAAAGGUUUUUUUUAGUAU